AUGAUCAAAAUCUCAUCUAUUUGUCGGCCCUUUUGGACGACAUCGUGGACAUUUUUGAUGAAUAGCCAAUUUAAGCGUUUCGAUAGUUCUAUCAGUUCGCCAAAAAAUUAUUAUAACGUUCUUGGUGUCAAAUCCAGUGCUACCUCUCAAGAAAUUAAGGAGGCAUACAUACUGCUUUCUAAAAAGUACCAUCCCGAUGUCGCCGGCGACAACCCUGAUUUACGUUCGAAGUUUGUUGAAAUAAAUGAAGCAUUUGCCAUCCUUGGUAAAGAACACAGUCGAAGGGAAUAUGAUUUUCAACGCAAAAUCAACCCCUUUAGCGAUAUCGAGUCAGGCUAUAAGAUGGAAUACCCAAAGCCCGAGUACCUUGAUCCCAAGUUGAUUUUGGCCUAUGAGGAAGAAAUGCGUCGGCGUUGGAACGCUAGAUUGAUUGACUGGACGAGAGGACAAGGUGAAUAUGAACUUGAACGGGGACAUCACGUGAGAGCAAUCCCCACUACUUUUUCUCACUCCUAUGCGUCGCAGGAAUUCCUCAAGUACGAUGUCCUCCUGCUUGGUGGGUUAUUCAUGUUCGCCCUUGCCAUGGCCUACAUCUACCGUGAUAUGUACGUUCCUCCUUGUCGUACUCACUUACGCCCUUCUCCUUGA
Molecule: messenger RNA, 648 nt
Organism: Echinococcus granulosus
Lineage: Eukaryota; Metazoa; Platyhelminthes; Cestoda; Cyclophyllidea; Taeniidae
Product: DnaJ subfamily C member protein
Exons: 3
Coding region: 1-648 (215 amino acids)
Cellular component (GO): endoplasmic reticulum
Molecular function (GO): misfolded protein binding; protein-folding chaperone binding
Source: RefSeq, a predicted model, not a curated record